Ipomoea nil (Japanese morning glory) is the source of this 2299-nucleotide messenger RNA. RefSeq names its product importin subunit alpha-like. Gene Ontology annotation, cellular component: cytoplasm; nucleus. The transcript has 11 exons. The coding region runs from base 176 to 1777 and encodes 533 amino acids. Gene Ontology annotation, biological process: NLS-bearing protein import into nucleus. Lineage: Eukaryota; Viridiplantae; Streptophyta; Magnoliopsida; Solanales; Convolvulaceae. Gene Ontology annotation, molecular function: nuclear import signal receptor activity; protein binding. The record is from RefSeq and is a predicted model, not a curated record.
UAUUGGGCGUAUUUAGAGACUCGGCGGUGGUUCAAAGCCAUACCAUACCCACGCCUGAUGAUUUCUUCUUUCUACAACUCCUGGAGAAUUUCUUCCCUACCGUGAAAUCGUGAAUAUAAUCAUAGAUUGUAUCACUGCCAGGUUGUUUAGGAUUGAUUAAAUUGAUUUGAGCAUCAUGUCGCUGAGACCUAACGCCAGAACCGAUGCUCGCCGGAGCCGCUAUAAGGUCGCCGUUGAUGCCGACGAUGGUCGGAGAAGAAGAGAAGAGAACAUGGUUGAGAUCCGCAAGAACAAAAGAGAGGAGAACUUGCUUAAGAAGCGUCGCGAGGGUCUUCAAGCUCAGCAACUCCAGAGCUCUGCUGCCGUCUCUCUUAUCGAUAAGAAGUUAGAGAGUCUUCCUGCUAUGGUUGCCGGGGCUUGGUCUAAUGAUGCCAAUUUGCAACUCGAAGCAACUACUCAGUUACGGAAGCUCCUUUCAAUAGAACGCAAUCCACCAAUUGAAGAGGUGAUACAAUCUGGAGUUGUUGCUAGAUUUGUUGAAUUUCUUGCCAGAGAUGAUUAUCAUCAACUUCAGUUUGAGGCAGCAUGGGCUCUCACUAAUAUUGCGUCUGGGACUUCAGAAAACACAAAGGUUGUAAUUGAUUAUGGUGCUAUUCCAAUUUUUAUCAGACUUCUUAGUUCUCCAAGUGAUGAUGUUCGUGAGCAGGCCGUUUGGGCGUUAGGAAAUAUUGCUGGUGAUUCACCCAACUGUCGUGAUCUUUUGAUUAACCAUGGAGCUUUGAUGUCAUUAUUAGCACAGUUUAAUGACCAGUCAAAACUGUCCAUGUUGCGAAAUGCAACCUGGACACUGUCCAAUUUCUGUAGAGGCAAAAACCCUCAGCCUCCAUUUGAGGAGUUAAAAGUGGCCCUACCUAUUCUUGCUCGUCUUAUACUUUCAACUGACGAGGAAGUCCUGACAGAUGCAUGCUGGGCUCUUUCUUACCUUUCUGAUGGUACUAACGAUAAAAUCCAGGCUGUGAUUGAGGCUGGAGUCUGUCCACGCCUUGUUGAGCUUCUGCUUCAUCCUUCACCAUGUGUUAUUAUUCCAGCUCUAAGAACAGUUGGUAAUAUUGUUACUGGAGAUGAUAUCCAAACUCAGGUCAUGAUUGAUCAUCAGGCCCUUGCUUGCCUUCUCAACCUGUUGACUCAAAAUUACAAAAAAAACAUCAAGAAGGAAGCAUGCUGGACAAUCUCAAAUAUCACUGCUGGAAAUAAGGAUCAAAUUCAGGCUGUGAUUGAUGCUGGUUUAACUCCUCCUAUUGUCGAUCUGCUCCAAAAUGCUGAAUUUGAUAUAAAGAAAGAGGCUGCUUGGGCAAUUUCAAAUGCCACUUCCGGUGGAUCUAAGGAACAAAUCAAAUUCUUGGUUGCCCAGGGUUGUAUUAAGCCAUUGUGCGAUCUUCUAGCUUGUCCUGACCCAAGAAUUGUGACUGUCUGCUUGGAAGGACUGGAGAACAUUCUGAAGGUUGGGGAAACUGAGAAGGCUGCAGAUGCAAAUGCAGAUAGUGUUAAUAUAUAUGCACAGUUGAUUGAUGAAGCUGAUGGUUUGGAUAAGAUUGAAAGCCUUCAGAACCAUGAUAAUAAUGAAAUAUAUGAGAAGGCUAUAAAGCUCCUUGAGACAUAUUGGUUGGAAGACGAAGACGAGGACGAGCAGGUUACAUCAGGUGAUGCUCCACAAACUGGAUUUGACUUUGGAGGUGGUGAACUAAAUGUUCCAUCAGGAGGAUUCAACUUCAGUUGAAGUACCUUGCAGGAAUCAGAUUAAAUGUGAAGGCCUUGGCCAGCAAUACAAAUACAUUGGAGUCGGGUGGAUAGUUUCUCCCAACACUUUAUUUGGUUCAGAUCCACUUGCUUGAGAUUCUUCAGAUCUCUGGUUCUAUCUCUACGGUGGCUACAUAAUAAUAAAUUAUCAUAUGAUCAGAAAUGCAGCCGAGGCCGGCCAGAUGGUCACAGUCCUGUUAUGAAAGAGGAAUUGUUUGGAUGAUUUUUAUUUUUUUUUUGGUUUUAAAAAAUCCAUCCUAUGUUUUUCAUUUGUUUGUUUGAUUUGUCGCAUUGUAAUGUGAUGUGAAGUUCUAAAGAUUUAUUGAGAGGUGGAAUAUGUAAAGCAAUGAGUAAUGGACGCUUUUGAGGCAGUUUUUGUGGUUUGUAAGGUCAAUAGACUGUGAGUGAUUUAAAUGUAAAUGAGCAGCUUGUAUUUGCUGGUACAAUGAAUGGGUUGUUGGUUGCAUCUGCCCUGCAUUAAGAAAAUAAUUUUGUUGGCUCA